This is a messenger RNA of Pterocles gutturalis (yellow-throated sandgrouse), 700 nucleotides long. Its product is annotated as ephrin type-A receptor 2-like. The record is from RefSeq and is a predicted model, not a curated record. Gene Ontology annotation, cellular component: neuron projection. The annotation marks the transcript as partial. The transcript is spliced from 5 exons. Gene Ontology annotation, molecular function: ATP binding; transmembrane-ephrin receptor activity; protein binding. Lineage: Eukaryota; Metazoa; Chordata; Aves; Pterocliformes; Pteroclidae. Gene Ontology annotation, biological process: protein phosphorylation; axon guidance.
ACAAACCCUUCAUGAUCGUCACGGAGUACAUGGAGAACGGGGCGCUGGACAAAUUCCUGCGGGUAGGCGCCGGGGGCUACGUGCACCGGGACCUGGCUGCCCGCAACAUCCUGGUCAACAGCAACCUGGUCUGCAAGGUCUCCGAUUUCGGGCUCUCCAGGGUGCUGGAGGACGACCCCGAAGCCACCUACACCACCAGCGGAGGGAAGAUCCCCAUCCGCUGGACAGCCCCCGAAGCCAUCUCCUUCCGCAAGUUCACCUCCGCCAGCGACGUCUGGAGCUACGGCAUCGUCAUGUGGGAGGUGAUGUCCUACGGCGAGCGCCCGUACUGGGAGCUCUCCAACCACGAGGUGAUGAAGGCCAUCAACGAGGGCUUGCGCAUGCCCGCGCCCCCCGACUGUCCCUCCGCCAUCUACCAGCUGAUGCUGCAGUGCUGGCAGCAGGAGCGCACCCGGCGCCCCAAGUUCGCCGACAUCGUCAGCAUCCUCGACAAGCUCGUCCGCGCGCCCGAGGCGCUCAAGGCGCUGGCCGACUUCGACCCCCGGGUGUCCCUGCGGCUGCCCGGCGGGGCUGUCCCCGGGGGGGUCCCCUUCGCGUCGGUGCCCGAGUGGCUGGAGUCCAUCCGCAUGCCCCAGUACACGCAGCACUUCCUGGCCGCCGGCUACGGCUCCAUCGACAAGGUCCUGCACAUGACACCCGA